AAUAAUUAAUAUACCUCGAGAAUAUAUAAUGAAGGGAGGAUAAAUUAUUAAUGAAGAAUUGACCUCGGCGUGUUUAUAUGACAACAAGAGAUUCCAGUGGUUAAGCUUUCCAGUUUUUAGAAUAUAUAAGUAAAGGGGCAAAUAUUCAUUAUCAAUAAUAUUCAAUAAAACAUUGAUUUUAAUGCAAUAGAAAAACAUGAAAAUAUUUGAAAAUACAAUUUUUUUUGGAAAACCGACUUUCUCAGGUUUUCCCCCAAAACCUAAACCUCUGUCUCAUGAGAAUACACUGAUUCACAUAAACUAACUUCAGUCUAUGAACUCCGACCCUCCGCACUUAAUGAAACAAAAACCGUGGUACUGGGAAAUACUGUAAAUACAGGAGAUACGGGAAUAUACAGGAAUAACUGGAAAAUACAAGAGAAACUGGAAAAUACAGGAGAAACUGGGAAUACAUGAGAUACUGGAAAAUACAGGAAUUAGUGGGAAUAUAGGAGAUACCGGAAAAUACAGGAAAUACUAGGAAUACAGGAGAUACUGGGAAGUUGAGGAAAAACCGGGAAUUCAGAAGAUACUGGAAAACACAGGAAAUACUUGAUAUACAGGAAAUACUAGGCAUACAGGAGAUACAGGGAAUACAGGAGACACUGGAAAAUACAAAAAAUACUGUAAAUACAGAAGCUUUAUUCUGCAACUGGAAACUAAGCUAAUAGGAAUAUAUAAGCUGAACGAAAUGCCGAAGGGUUAUCUGAAAGGAAGAAACGAAGAGCUGCUUUCAAGGAAUUAAGUAGCUGCAAAAUAUCAUGAAAAAAUUCUUGGAGCUUUAAAUUGUGUGAAAAUUAGAAUGAUGAUAAUUUAGAAUAACAAAGAUAGUGACAAUCCUUUAAUACACAGCAAGUGAACACAUCUCCCUAUGUCUCAUUGGUUGAGAGAUUUACUGGUUUUAAACCAAAUAUUCAUCAACAUUUAUGCUUUAAAAUGUUUCCAAUGCACAGAGCAUCGACAAGUGCCAGUUUUAACUUGUCCCAAAUCUACAGACAACUCUGCAGUAUGGGCGGCCGACAGUUCAAAGUACGUGGACGUGGGGGACUCAGCCGUCACAUCCUGCGCGAUCAGGAUAACAGGUUCUGGGUCUGUGAUGCACCAGGGAGGUGUUCCUAAAUCAACAUGUUCUGAUAGUUCUAGUAUCAGCUAUAUUCUACAGCUGGUUAAUUCAGACAGCGGUUCCUCUGGGUCCCAGUUUGUUUGCUGUUCAACAGAUGGUUGUAAUUGGAGUCUAAGUUCAGCUAAGAAUAAUCUAGUUUUAGGAUCUUCUACAGUUGUUGAUACAGCAUUUGUUCCUUAUCUAGUCGGUAUACUUCUAGCUUUCCUACUUCUCGGACUCCUUCUUCUCUGUUUAUGCUCAGGGGCAUGCGCAUCUUGUGCAUGCUGCGCUGCAUGUGCGGCAGGAGGAUGCUUAAACGGAGGAACCAAGGAGGAGGAUAAAAUCAAGGAGUCCGCGAAAUCUCGAGCUAAGACAGAACAUAUCAACAUCAACGACAGAUACAAGGUGAUCAUGAAACCGGAACGAACUCUGACUCCAGUUGGAGAAAGAGAAGUGGGAGGUUCAGCUCCGUCUCCGGCUUAAACCACACUCCGGAGACCUAUUGACGUAGAGGCGGUGAAACCUGCCACUCCGGAGACAGCUGCUUCAACUCUUAUGGAGCCCAGUGUUCAGUCCCCCCCGGAGAAAGAGCGACCAAUAGGACCUAAACCCGCCAAAAUUGUGGAUUCAAGCACUAUAUCAACCACGGCUUUUAUGCACUUCGCACCAAAACAAAAAACUCCUUAAACUCUAGCGAAAAAAAUAAUGAGUUACAUAACCAAUGCACCAUUGCAUAAAUUGUAAAUAAAAAUGACUAAAAUAUAUAUUUAUUAGCACUCCA
This is a messenger RNA of Eurytemora carolleeae, 1922 nucleotides long. RefSeq lists its product as uncharacterized. NCBI's taxonomy places the organism in Eukaryota, Metazoa, Arthropoda, Copepoda, Calanoida, Temoridae. The coding region runs from base 911 to 1624 and encodes 237 amino acids. The transcript has 6 exons. The record is from RefSeq and is a predicted model, not a curated record.